This is a messenger RNA of Orbicella faveolata, 1077 nucleotides long. RefSeq lists its product as uncharacterized. The record is from RefSeq and is a predicted model, not a curated record. Lineage: Eukaryota; Metazoa; Cnidaria; Anthozoa; Scleractinia; Merulinidae. Gene Ontology annotation, molecular function: protein binding; calcium ion binding. Gene Ontology annotation, biological process: cell-matrix adhesion.
UUUUGAAGUUUGUUUCUAGUCCGAGCUCGUUUGAUUUUAGACCAUUUUGUGCUGUAAACUAUUUGCCUAGAACGAUGUUUUCACCCAAAGGUGGCUUUUUGGAAAUUCAAGCGAAGAAAUCAAGUCGCAUUUUGUUUUUCUCUUUUUCUACUUGUAGCUGAGCCCCUUGCAAACUGGAUGAUAAACACUUCGAACGUUGGUAUGGCUACCGUAGACGCCGCAUGGCCUCAUUAUUCCUCGGGUCUAAACGAAGAGCUGUUCUUGUAUGCGGUGGUGUGCACACCAACUCUUCGUGAAGCUGGACCCACUAUACUAACCGUGGAACCUGGUGUGAAUAGCUCAAAGGUAGAGCGGCUGCGCCCUUACACGGAAUAUACAGCACAAGUCAUUGCUUUGGUCAAAAUUUACCCAGGAGGAGAGAUCAGUUUUAAAGGAAGCGCGGAAGCAUAUUUUAAGACUGACGAGGGAGUUCCGAGUAAGCCUCCGGGAGACAUUAAAACAACUACAGACGUCGGCAUCAUCCGCGUUACAUGGCGUCAUGUGCCAAGUGACGGUGUCAAUGGAGUGUUAUUUGGAUACAAGGUUUUUUACAGAUUGUCCGACGAUCGUGGAGAUGAAGACAAUGGUGCACAGUAUUCUGAAGUAACUGUCGGACCCACUGACUUACAAGCAAGCAUAGAGGGUCUGAUCAACAGUGAAACUUACGAAAUAAGAGUUGCAGGUUUCACAAAAGCUGGAGUGGGAGUCGUCAGUGAGGCUGUCUAUGCUCGACCAGGUGACUCGCAGUUCCGGCUCUCCUUGCUAUAAUACUAUUACGAUCUUACCUUUGUUUCAUUAUUUAAAUGCGAUCUGAAUUAAUACUUUUAGUUCAAGAGCAUCAAAAAGCUUCCUAUGGCCUAUAAAUCAGUACUUCAUCUGUCAACGAAUCAACUGUUAUGGGAAUUUUUCUGCCAUUAGAUUUGAAAUCAUUCUAUCUACAAAAACAAAACGAAACGAAACGAAGACAAAACCAAAAAAACACAACAAAAACAUGACCUCCCCUGUCUUUAUUCAGAUUCGGCAAGGUUUAACGAGUUC